GCCACCAUCUUUAGCGGCUGGAAUCCUGGCAGCGGUAGGUGGCUGCGGGAGGUAGGGAGGCAGGUGGGCCGGGUCGUACCUUCGGGGUCCCGGCCUUGCCGCCCACUCCUGUCCUGCUGCUGACCACCAUGCCGCAGUACCAGACGUGGGAGGAGUUCAGUCGCGCGGCGGAGAAGCUCUAUCUCUCGGACCCUAUGAAGGCCCGUGUGGUUCUCAAAUAUAGGCACUCUGAUGGGAGUUUGUGUAUUAAAGUAACAGAUGAUUUAGUUUGUUUGGUGUAUAGAACAGACCAAGCUCAAGAUGUAAAGAAGAUUGAGAAAUUCCACAGUCAACUAAUGAGGCUUAUGGUAGCCAAGGAAUCCCGCAGUGUUGCCAUGGAAACGGACUGAACGGUUUGAAAUGAAGACUGCCAUGUUCUUAGGAAAUAAAUAUCUUUUUGAAUUUGAGAAAGUGCUGGGACAGAAAAUACUUUAUGUAACUAAGUGAGCUAUUCAAAAGCCUAGAAAUAGCUUUUGGGAGGCCUUUUAAAAAAAUGUUUACUUUAGAGAGCUAAGAAUGUAAAUGCUUUCAGCAAGAAAACCUUUAUUUAUUUUUGGAACUAGAAUAAGAAAAGCAUGUAUCUUGGAAGCUUAUUGUUGAUUACUUAAUGUUGGGCAAAAUUAUAACUGUUUCUCUGGUAGAUUUGUAUUAGUAAUUUGAAAAUUGGGUAUCAGGAAAAGCCAGUUCUAUCUGUAUUAGAGAAUUUAAUUUUUUUUGGCUGAAUUAAUAUUUUUGAAAGCAAAAAAUUUAUACAGAUGAUGACCAACAAAUAUAAAACAGUUGACUGAAAUUAACCACACAACAGCUGCAUAUAGUGGUGUGACCUCUAUAAAAAUUAUGAAGACAAGUAUGCGUUAAACCUUUCAAAUUUAAACUAUAUUUUUUAAUAUGAGGGAUUUGUUGAGCAGACUUACUUGGAAUCAGUUUUCAGUCCUCAAAAACAGCUGUAGUCAUUUUAAAUGCAUGAAAAGAAUGAUUCGCUGAUGGACCGAAGACAAAAUAUUAUAGAAAUAUUUGCCAUAUAUGUCUUGUCUAUGGUGUCUCAGAAGGGCUCAGGAUCAUUUGAACUGUUUGACCUUUGCAUACCUCUGAUCCCUCCUUUCUGUACUUAACCCCGGGGUUAAGCAUGGCUGACAAUGUUAUGUUUUCCAUUAAACUAUAUUUUUCUCCCGUU
Messenger RNA from Sorex fumeus (smoky shrew), 1213 nucleotides. RefSeq names its product signal recognition particle 9 (gene SRP9). The record is from RefSeq and is a predicted model, not a curated record. Gene Ontology annotation, molecular function: 7S RNA binding. Gene Ontology annotation, cellular component: signal recognition particle, endoplasmic reticulum targeting. Gene Ontology annotation, biological process: negative regulation of translational elongation; SRP-dependent cotranslational protein targeting to membrane. NCBI's taxonomy places the organism in Eukaryota, Metazoa, Chordata, Mammalia, Eulipotyphla, Soricidae. Bases 129 to 389 code for a protein of 86 amino acids. The transcript has 3 exons.